UCGAUGGCGGACGCAGACACAGCGAGACUAUGUAAACAAAUUGUCCAGUCACAAUUUGGCCCCCUGGCAGCAUCUGUGGUGUCAGUUCUACUGACGCGGGGACGGUUGCCCCUACCGCUCAUCGCUCGGCUCUCUGGGCUGAAACUUAGAACGACACGUGCUGCCAUUAUAGUUCUCGUCCAACAUAACAUUCUAUGGCAUGCUCAGUCAGACGAUGAUGGCGAAGUAUUUGAGGUUAACGUCGACGAGUGCCUUCUAAGAUUGCGGUAUGGACGAUAUGUAUGGCAGGCAGAGCAGUUGUUCGGGAAGGCGGGCGCAGAUAUUGUUCAGCUGAUACUGGACCAUGGCAAGCUUCGUCCGCUAGACAUCAUAUCUCGGCUUUCCGUAUAUGACCCCUUGAAAGCGUCCGCUAUGUACUCGCAAGCUCUCCACAGACUAGUCGACGGCUCGUACCUAAGGCCAUCUACCAUCCUAUCUCACAUUUCUCCGCGCGAUAAAAGGAUACGUUAUGAGGUCGAGGAGAAGGCAAAAAUAUCUGGAUUUCCCACGGCAAAGGAACUUCGUGAAGCGAGGGAGACCGCCGAAGCCAGACUGAAGCGGGAGGAGGACGAAGCGGAACAGACCGGCAUGAAACGAAAAGCCAGAGACCAAUCUGGCCGGUCAUCCAAGCGAAAAGCAAUGGACGAGGACGUUGUUAAUGAGGAGGUUUACUUCCGUGUCAAUUGUGAAAAAUUCAAUAUUCACAUCCGGAACAAGCUCAUUGUGGAUGCUGUGAUUGAACGUUUCAACGAGUCGGCUGGCCUUGUACUACAAGCGACGCUGAAAGCCACGGAUGCGAAACAGAUGAAGCUGUCAGACGUUCGGACAGAUACUACAUCGUUGGCGAAUAUUGCCAUGCAAUUGUCUGACGAUGACGAUUUGUCCGCGGGCCUCGUUCUACAAUCAUCGAAAAAAGCCUCAACUAUGUCUAUGCUUAAAAAUUAUCUAGGCAUCCUGGCCUGCGCCGAUAAUCCAACACCGGCAGGGCGUGCUGCAUCGUUUGUGUCCGUCAAUGGCUCCAAAGUGCAAGUCGAAUUUGAGAUAGUGGGGCGACGACUGCGGAGGAGGGUGUUAGAAACAGUUGCCCGUGAGCGCCACGGAGACGACGGUGUUAGGGUUGUGCGCCUCCUGCUGGACAGCGGCAAAAUGGACGAAAAACAAAUCUCUAAGAUUGGGAUGAUGGCUAACAAGGAUGCUCGCCCUCUGCUGUCCGCCAUGUCUGCAGACUCUUUGAUAAGCCUGCAAGAAGUACCGAAAAGCGCAGAUCGCAACCCAACGCGAACGUUCUACCUCUGGUUUAUCGAUCUGCAAAAAUCAUAUUCCGUCCUCUUAGACAAUCUGUACAAAACGUUGUAUAAUAUCGCCACGCGUCGUCAAGCGGAGUCCGAUGAACCCGUAGUCAAAGCUGUGCUUGAAAAGCGGCAGCGCAGCGAUGUCAGCCAGGACGAAGAGCGUUUGUUAACGCGGAACGAACGCGAGAUCCUCGCGCAGUGGGAGAAGAAGAGAGAAAAGCUUACCGUACUGGAGAUGCGCGUGGAAGAAGCUGUAUUCAUUCUGCGCGACCUAGGUGCCCUGGGCAAUAGUGACGAUUGA
Molecule: messenger RNA, 1632 nt
Organism: Postia placenta MAD-698-R-SB12
Lineage: Eukaryota; Fungi; Basidiomycota; Agaricomycetes; Polyporales; Adustoporiaceae
Exons: 11
Coding region: 4-1632 (542 amino acids)
Biological process (GO): DNA-templated transcription
Cellular component (GO): RNA polymerase III complex
Molecular function (GO): single-stranded DNA binding
Source: RefSeq, a predicted model, not a curated record